AUGAUUUUACCAGGAAAAGCAGCCGUGGAGCGUGGCAUCAUUCUCGGGCUCAGGAAUGCUGCCGUCCAGACACAGCCAUGUGGAGUCGACCUGACUGUGCGGGCUGUGCGUAACUGGACAUCGGCUGGUGCCAUCGACUUCGACAUCAGCUUGCGCGCCAACGCCAAAACGGAGCAGCUUGCAUUCUUGAAGCCAACAUCCGAAGGCUUGCAAUCAUCUCUACGCCUGGCACAAGGAGCCUAUCUGAUCGAGUUCCAUGAGAACGUAGACAUGCCACUGGACAUCAUGGGUCAGAUCUACGUCAGAAGUUCUAUGUUCCGAUCUGGAGCUCUCGUCACUGCCGGCGUGAUGGAUUCUGGUUACAAAGGUGCUAUUGGAGCCAUGUUACAGGUCGUGAGCCCGCACGGAUUGCUACUGCACGAAAACGCCAGGGUGGCACAAAUGGUCUUUCACGAGAUGAGCGAAAAAACGGAUGGGUAUAGCGGAGUGUACCAGGGAGCUCAGAGCAUUGGACUGUAG
This is a messenger RNA of Pseudocercospora fijiensis CIRAD86, 519 nucleotides long. RefSeq lists its product as uncharacterized. The coding region runs from base 1 to 519 and encodes 172 amino acids. The transcript has a single exon. The record is from RefSeq and is a predicted model, not a curated record. Lineage: Eukaryota; Fungi; Ascomycota; Dothideomycetes; Mycosphaerellales; Mycosphaerellaceae.